AUGCGAAAAAUUGUCUUGACCACUUUGUUUUUCUUCUGUCGAAAAAUUUUACGAAAUCAUCAUGUAUUCUAUUUUGUGCUCGGAAAAGAAGGGUAUUUAAUAAACUCUGGUGAUGUUCCACUCAUUCAGGGCGAAUGCUUCAUCGAUAUUUGGGGCGGCUUUGCUGACCGAGAAUCGGAACGGCGAUGGAGGGAAGACACGCUACAAAUCAUUUUCAGCACUUCGAAGGCGGUCGGUGCGAUCUGCGUUGCAAUGUUGGUGGAUCGAGGUCGCCUGAAAUAUUCCGACAAAAUAUCGUCAUUCUGGCCGCAGUUUGCCAAGCAUGGAAAAGAAAACAUAACGGUCGAAAUGGUAUUGGCUCACACGUCAGGUCUCGCUUGUCUUGAUGGAAAAAUUUCAUAUGAAGAUGCUGCAGAUCACGAGAAAAUGAGGCCAAUAUGGGAACCAGGGAAAGCUGUGGGUUAUCACGCUUUGUCAUAUGGAUGGUUAGUGGAUCAGAUCAUUAGGCGAACCGAUAUCAAACAUCGAGGAAUCGGCCAGUUCUUCAAAGAGGAAAUCGCCGACAAGCACGGACUGGAAUUGCACUUUGGUCUACCAAUGGAAAAAGCAUGGCGUGUGGCCAGAAUCACUCGACCGACCCUCAUUGACCGCAUCGACGAAUUUCUUACUGAUCCGAUUCGUGAUUUCAGAGUAAUUGAAGAAUAUGCUGCACAAUUUAGUGUAACUUGUGUCAAAAAUACGAUUAAUAACCCGGAGAUGUAUGCAUUGGAACAACCCGCAGUACUUGGAAUCGGAACAGCUCGCGAUUUGGCCAAGCUUGCUCAGCUCUUAAUGGACGAAAAACUCGUAAGUAGGGUAAGUUGGGCAAUGUUUUUUCUAAGAGAAAAGCCAUCCAAUGGAAAGUGUUAUAUUGUCACGGGAGCACAUGCUGAAAGAGGACGUGGAACGACCGUGAUGCAUCUAAAAAGAAACGGAGUCGAUCAUCGUCUGAUUGGUCACACUGGACUUGGCGGUCAGAAUCUGAGAUGGGAUGAGGAGAACAGAUUGGUGAUUGCAUUUCUGAGCAAUGGGCUAAAAGGUGGACUCGGAGAUCGUGCAAGGACCUACGUUCGUUUAGUGGAGGCCAUAUACGACUGCCUUCCUAAGAAUAAUUACUCUUCCAGUAUUGCUUCGUACCGAAAUCGUAUGAUAUCAGCGCGAGAUUCCAUAGAAAUCACAUGA
Messenger RNA from Angiostrongylus costaricensis, 1221 nucleotides. Lineage: Eukaryota; Metazoa; Nematoda; Chromadorea; Rhabditida; Metastrongylidae. The record is from the annotation of a GenBank genome assembly.